AUGGUGGAAGCAGAGCAAACACUCCAGCAGGUGAAUGAUUUCAACGAGGAGCUUCGGAUUCUACUGGUGGGAAAGACUGGCGUGGGGAAGAGUGCUACAGGAAACACCAUCCUGAGUAAAGAGGCUUUUAAAUCAGAGAUCUCCUCCUCGUCUGUAACUGCACAGUGUGAUAAAGCCUCCGGGAAUGUAAACGGUCGAAAAGUGGCUGUUAUCGACUCUCCAGGUCUGUUUGACACUCAGUUAACUGCAGAUGAAGUGGUGAAUCGUAUUAAGAUGUGUAUUCCAUUCUCUGCUCCCGGUCCUCAUGUCUUUCUGGUUGUAAUUCAGUUGGGUAGAUUUACAGAGGAAGAAGAAAAAACUGUUCAGAUCUUUCAAACAAUUUUUGGUGAAACGUCGUCCACCUACACCAUGGCUCUGUUCACUCACGGAGAUAAACUGAAAGGUAAAAGCAUUCACCGGUUUAUACGUAACAACACCAACCUUUUAAAUUUCAUUAAGAAAUGUGGAGGCCGAUACCACGUGUUCAAUAAUGAAGAUCAGAACCCAGAGCAAGUCGUCCAGCUUCUAGAUCAGAUCGAUAAGAUGGUCACUGGAAAUGGAGGAGAACAUUACACCACAGAGAUGCUUCAGGAGGCCGAGAGAGCGAUCGAGGAGGAGAAACAGAGAAUCCUGAAAGAAAAUGAAAAACAAAGACUAAAAGAGAUAGAAGAGCUGAAGAAAACGUCAGAAGGAGAAGAACUGGAGAAAGCCCGGAAGAAAUUGCAUGAGAAACAUGAAAGAGAGGCAAGAGAUGAAGCUGAGAGAAACCACACAUUCUUUGAAAGAAUACGCAAUUAUAUUUCUUGGAUUGUAGAUGGUGUAAAAGAAAUUUUAUCUCAUAUUUUUUAA
Molecule: messenger RNA, 888 nt
Organism: Trichomycterus rosablanca
Lineage: Eukaryota; Metazoa; Chordata; Actinopteri; Siluriformes; Trichomycteridae
Product: GTPase IMAP family member 7-like
Exons: 2
Coding region: 1-888 (295 amino acids)
Molecular function (GO): GTP binding
Source: RefSeq, a predicted model, not a curated record